Durotheca rogersii is the source of this 1901-nucleotide messenger RNA. Its product is annotated as WD40 repeat-like protein. Gene Ontology annotation, molecular function: protein binding. Gene Ontology annotation, biological process: mRNA export from nucleus. The coding region runs from base 214 to 1218 and encodes 334 amino acids. Lineage: Eukaryota; Fungi; Ascomycota; Sordariomycetes; Xylariales; Xylariaceae. The transcript is spliced from 6 exons. The record is from RefSeq and is a predicted model, not a curated record. Gene Ontology annotation, cellular component: THO complex part of transcription export complex.
UACAAACAUUACCUUACCUACCUACAUACGCGGCCAUACCAAAACUGAAUCAGAGGGGCAAUAUCGCCUUAACUUCCCUGUCUAUAUAUUCUCUGCUUCUCCCAGCUAGUAAUUCUUCUCCGUUAACAGCUCUAGGAUGAAGAGUUAUUGAACCCGUCACGCCGAAAGCUAGACUUGCAGCUGUCUUUGUCUCCAAUCGUCAAGGGCUAAGAGAUGGCGCGCCUACAACCCAAGACGUCUGUUGCGCCUGAGAGGCUCAAGACUCUCUUGCCUUCUCUGAAGCCGACCAUUUACCACGACCCAAGCGCGAAACAAGUUGCAAAUAACAUCCGCACCAUCGCCUGGAAUCCCUUAGGGACGUACAUCGCUACAGGCUGUUUAGACAAAACUCUGCGCGUCUGGAAUGUGGACAAGCCCAAUGUCCGCCAAACAACGGAGCUGAAGGGCCACGCGGCGUCAAUCGAAAAAGUGGCCUUCAAUCCUGUGAAGGAGCAUGAGCUGUGUAGCGUAAGUAGUGACGGUGUGGUUAGAUUUUGGGAUGUGAAGAUGAAGCAAGUCUUGAAUGAGGUUAAAGGUUUAGGAGAGACCUUUACCCUGGCUUGGGCACCUCAUGGCGAAUACGUCGUUGUCGGAAACAAGGAAGAUAAAUUGUUUGUCAUUUCGCCGUCUCAGGACUCGCCAAUCUCUUCACACCAGCAGCCUGUGCAGACGAACAACAUCGUAUUCUGUUGGAGUGGCCAGAGGGUUUUCGCCACUACCGGUGAUGGAAAGACAAGAAUCCUCUCAUUUCCCGAUUUCGAGCCCGCAUAUCAAUUCAGCUAUAAGGAAGGAUCAGAGGCCGAGUUCAUGUUAGCUGGGCAUACCUCAUCUUGCAUAGCGGUUGAGCUCCAUCCAUUCAAUCGCUAUUUAGCUACGGGUGGGACGGACUCCCUCAUCUCACUCUGGGAAACAGCGGAAUGGAACUGUGUUAGGACGGCUACUAAAAUGACCGGCCCAGUUCGAAGCCUGAGUUUCUCUUGGGAUGGCCUCUACAUCGUAGGUGGAAGCGAUGAAGGAUCUGGCCUAGAGGUUUUCAACUCAGAAACGGGUGAGCAUCUUUGCACAUACAAGACCACCACGCCUUCUCCAAUCGUCGCCUGGGCACCGAAUCGAUAUGCGCUCGCGUUUGCGGAUUCUGGAAGUCUUCGCGUAAUAGGAGCCAGCGCUGGGGGGAAGUAGGAUAUCCCCGAGGUCAGCCUUUACGACAUUUCGGACGAAAGCAUAUGAAGCUUUCUAGGGCAAUGACGCAGCACGAACCACGGCUAGGAUUCCAUUCAUCUACAGGGCAAGUUGCGGGGCAGUUAGAUUCAAGCACGGAACACUCUCGUCUUCGUUUCGCGUUGCUGCUGUGGCUUUGGAAUUCUUCAGAGCCAUCCGGUGGGAUAGCUUGGGGUUGAUGUGGCCAGCAUUGGCGCUCAGCCCGUUUUGGACUCUUCGACCGUCCCGGCCACUUAUUCUCCGCGAUAGGAACUUCUUCUCCUGCAACCGAGACACGAUCAUCAUCCGAGCCGCGGCCCCAGGUGAAUAUAUCACGCUUAGAAACGUCGAGGCAUGGUGUAUGAUGAGCUUAUGGGUCUAGAGGGGUGUGUGUGACCCCCAUACCUGUGUAUUUAACUAGGCCUGCGAGGCAGAGGGCGUAUCACAUGAACAUGUCAGCUCUGUGAGGUCAACCGAGUGAUUGGCGCAAUUAGGUGCCCUUUGACGUUUUCAGCAGGUAGGCUCUACGACGUAGGUACUGGUAUCUGGCAUGGGCCAUGCAUCAGCCCCAGGAUUCGUUCAACUCGUCGCAUACACGGCAUUUUAGGAGGUGUGCCUCCAUUUAGGUGGCUGCCUUAGGAGACAAAUCGCAUCCCGUCAACACA